Molecule: messenger RNA, 1890 nt
Organism: Nerophis lumbriciformis (worm pipefish)
Lineage: Eukaryota; Metazoa; Chordata; Actinopteri; Syngnathiformes; Syngnathidae
Source: RefSeq, a predicted model, not a curated record
AUGGCAGCAGGAGUGGCGGCAUGGCUUCCCUUUGCCCGGGCAGCGGCUAUUGGCUGGAUGCCUGUGGCUAAUCUACCCAUGCCAGUGGCGCCAACUGAAAAGAACAAGCGUCAGGAUGAGUUAAUCAUUCUAAAUGUUAGCGGACGGCGUUUCCAAACCUGGAGGAACACUUUGGAUCGCUACCCGGACACUCUACUAGGGAGCUCUGAGAAGGAGUUCUUCUACAAUGAAGAGACAAAAGAGUACUUCUUCGAUCGGGAUCCAGAUGUGUUUCGCAGCGUUCUUAACUUCUAUCGUACAGGCAAGCUUCACUACCCUCGCUAUGAGUGCAUCUCCUCCUAUGAUGAAGAACUGGCUUUCUUUGGUAUCGUCCCGGAGAUCAUCGGUGACUGCUGCUAUGAAGAGUACAAGGAUAGAAAGAGGGAGAAUGCAGAGCGUUUGAUGGAUGACCAAGAAGACAACAAGGAUGCAAAGCUGCCAAACAUGACCUUCAGGGAGACCAUGUGGCGGGCUUUUGAGAACCCUCACACUUCCACCAUGGCUUUAGUCUUCUACUACGUCACUGGCUUCUUCAUCGCAGUCUCUGUCAUCACCAACGUGGUUGAGACAGUGCCCUGCGGCUCUUCUUUUAAUAAAAAGGAAGUGCCAUGCGGCGAGCGCUACACUGUGGCCUUCUUCUGCAUGGACACAGCAUGCGUCAUGAUCUUCACCGUGGAAUACCUGAUGCGCUUAUUUGCUGCACCAAGCCGCUACCGCUUCAUGAGGUCUGUCAUGAGCAUUAUUGAUGUGGUGGCCAUCUUGCCCUACUACAUUGGCCUGGUGAUGACUGAUAACGAGGACGUCAGUGGCGCCUUUGUGACGCUCCGAGUUUUCCGAGUGUUUCGCAUCUUUAAGUUCUCCCGACACUCGCAGGGCCUUCGCAUUCUGGGUUACACGCUAAAGAGCUGUGCCUCAGAGCUGGGAUUCCUGCUCUUCUCCCUCACUAUGGCCAUAAUUAUAUUUGCUACUGUCAUGUUCUACGCAGAAAAGGGUUCAAGCUCCAGUAAAUUCACCAGCAUCCCAGCUUCCUUCUGGUACACCAUCGUUACUAUGACAACACUUGGGUAUGGAGAUAUGGUCCCGAAAACAAUUGCAGGGAAGAUCUUUGGUUCAAUCUGCUCUCUAAGUGGGGUGCUGGUAAUCGCCCUGCCCGUUCCUGUCAUCGUGUCGAACUUUAGCCGCAUCUAUCACCAGAACCAGAGAGCAGACAAACGGCGGGCGCAGAAGAAAGCUCGCUUGGCCAGGAUCCGAAUUUCCAAGACGGGAAGCUCCAGUGCCUUCCUCCACAGCAAGCGCAACGGCCUGUUUAAUGAAGCCUUGGAGCUUACGGGCUCUACAGAGGAGGAACAACGGUUAAGUAAGUCUACCUCUCUAUUGGAGAGCCAACACCAUCACCUGCUGACUUGCUUGGAGAAAACCACUAACCAUGAGUUUGUGGAUGAGCAGUAUUACCAACAAAGCUACCUGGAGGCAGGACUUCAGCAUUACCCGUCUCGUAGCCCGUCCCUCUCCAGCCAAGAAGGUGUCACGGGCACUUGCUGCACCCGCAGAAGCAAGAAGCACCACAGUCCUUUACCCAAUUCCAGUGAGCCGGCACACAUGCAGCCAUUAACGCAUGCACACCAACAAGGCUUGCAAGAGCUCAGCACCAUCCACAUUCAGCCACUCAGCACCAGCCGCUCCAGUUUGAACAUGCGCAUGGAUGAGCCGACACCACUCAACUGCCAGGGUAGCCAAAUCACCACAGCGAUCAUCAGCAUUCCAACACCACCUGUGACGACCCCCGAGGGCGACUCCCGUCUCCCGGCUGCCCCCUCUCACCAGAACGUUGUGAAGGUGUCCGCACUGUGA